AGGCUCAAAAGCUCUGUAAGCCUCUCCCACCACCACCACCACUCAACCUUCUUCUCCACAAUCUCUGAUAAAAAUGGAGAAAUCUCUGCUAAAUCUAAAGAAGCCCAUUAAAGCAAACCCCAUAGAGAAACCUCAUAGCAAGUCAAAUAGAUUCUCUAUCUCAGCCUUUCUCUUCUUCAUCUUCUUCUGUUUCUCUAUGCUCCAUUUCCAUCCUUCUCCUUCUAAACUCUUCCACAACACCAAAUUCUGGUUCUUCCUUUCCAACGCUCUGAUUCUUAUCAUUGCCACUGAUUCCGGUGCCUUCUCUUCUUCCAAACACAAAGAUGAUACUUACGAGGAGUACUUGAUGAACAACAGAGCAAGGAUUAAUGUUUCAUCAAAUAGCAAGCCAACUACUGCAACAUCAUUCAUCAAGGAGCUGCCGCCGCCGCCGCCGCCGCAGCCGGAAAAGUCACUGGUUAUUGAUACCGAGAGUAAAAAAUUACCUGAAAGUAUGCCAGAAGAUGUCUCUUACAAGAGUGGCAAUUUUGAAAGUUUAGAAGAUAAUAAAGCUGAAACAAGGAGAGAACAGGAAACCCAUGUUGAAGAUGAUGGUUGUGAAACAAAGGAAAUUCGGCGAAGCAAAUCGGAGGAAUGGAUCUCUGUUACUGGUAAUGAGAACAAGAAGAGCUUAAGCAGGUCGGUAACAGAAGGGCAUGAGCAGAGUUCUGAAGAGAAGGAAUUAUGGGCCAUGUCUGAUGAAGAGCUAAACAGAAGAGUUGAGGAGUUCAUCAGGUUUAAUAGGCAGAUGAGACUUCAGGAAACUAGGAGGCUUGUGUUGGUUGGAGACAAUUAAUUAGACAAAAUGAAGCUUCCAGUGGAAAAAAA
This is a messenger RNA of Telopea speciosissima, 867 nucleotides long. RefSeq lists its product as uncharacterized. The transcript has a single exon. The record is from RefSeq and is a predicted model, not a curated record. Bases 74 to 835 code for a protein of 253 amino acids. Lineage: Eukaryota; Viridiplantae; Streptophyta; Magnoliopsida; Proteales; Proteaceae.